Messenger RNA from Camellia sinensis, 1576 nucleotides. RefSeq lists its product as uncharacterized. The record is from RefSeq and is a predicted model, not a curated record. NCBI's taxonomy places the organism in Eukaryota, Viridiplantae, Streptophyta, Magnoliopsida, Ericales, Theaceae.
GUACUUUUUUUUUUUUUGAAUCAUCUCUUUCAUAUUUAUCUCCAUUAUUUUUAUAUAUAUAUACAUUUAUGUUAGCUCAUAUAUAUCAUCAUCAUUAUCUCUCUGUCUCCCUUCCCCUUUUUGCCAAGGAGUAUAGAUCAGAAUCUCUUUGUCAGGUGCGCUUUUUAAAAAUUUUUGGGUAAAUGAUUGCUUGCUUGCAGUGGAGAAAAUGGCGUUGGUAACCCAUCAGGUGCAGGGUCCUUAUGCAACAUUUCCGUCGAGACAUGUAUCAUGGAACAAAGGGAUAGAGUUGAAACGAUUUGUGUCAGCACUCCACGUGGUUGUAAAAACAGAUAGGUUUGUCUCACUGAGGUGCGAGUCUUGUUUAAGAGUUGGAGCUACUCUUCUCCAUGGACCAAAGGCAAAAUCUUUGAGAAUUUCAUUGUUUAAAGGCCGUGCCCAAAAUGAUGAAUCAGGAAGCAGAGUAAAUGGAUCGAAGUCUGUCAAGAAUUCUGUCAAGCUUUCUUAUGUACAAGGGAGUGAAGAAACCUUCACAGAAUCUCAAGAGUUGCAGGAUGCUCCGCUUUCCUAUGCUUCUGAAGCAGAUGAGACAAUAGCAGGAUCUGUGGCUAUACAAAAGUUAUUCAAGAAUUGGCUGACACUAUUGUGCACACAACCCUCAAAUCAAGUAGUGGAUGAAACUUUGGAUGGACCAGACUCUGGGAAAAUUUCAGUUAUGCGGAAUGGGGUGCAAAAGAAAGAAAGAGGUGAGAUUCUAAAGGCAGUUUGGUGCUAUUUUUGGGGUCUAGAUGCGACAGUAAAGAUACCAUUAUUAAUAUUCAUCCCUUUGUACCUGGCAGUUAAUGUUGCUUAUGGAGCUGAAGUUUCGAAGGAGUUGACCCCUUUGUGGGUUUGUGGGCCAUUGGUUGUUGCUCUCUAUAUUAAGAUACUUCAUGGCUUAUGUGCGCUCUAUGUUUUCAGCUUCAAGCAGACAGUUAAACUAGUAAACAACUUACCCACCUACUAUGCAGUGGCAUAUAAUUACAUUGGUCAUGGAAUAUACAAUCAUUUAUGGAAACAUGUGGUGGUAAUUAAAAACUUAGACUACAAAAAGUUGUCGAAAACAAAGAGAGAAGAUUUGGAACUGUGGGCGGCUGAAAAGUACCUGGAUUUUGUGGAAUCAAUAUGGCCUUAUUAUUGCAGAACAAUCAGGUUCCUAAGGCGGGCAAAUCUUAUCUAGUUUUUGGGAUUACAAUUUCAGGAUGUUUGUGAGAGCAGAAGGAAUGGAGAUUUGAUGUUUUUUUUUUGUUGAUAUUUUCAGGGUAGAAAUUGAGACAGCUUGAAAACCCCAUUUUGGAAUAUGGGGUUCUUCUCAUUCUCUUUGUGUAGCUUUAGGGGAGAUUCCAUCAAUUGAGCAGGUUGAAUUGUAUAAUUUUUUCAAUGCAUUGUGUUUUUUUAUCAUCAAGGGAGUACCAAAUGUUUCUGCAUUUGCUUGGUGCUGUUCCAGAAUGGGAUGAGAAUAUUUCUUGCAGUACGGUCAAGUCACUGAAUGGGUGUUCUUUUAUUUAUAUUAUUAUUAUUAAUUUUUAUUGAUUAA